AUGGCAUCCGGAGUUCAUGUUAUGGAGAAACCGAUUCAACUUCAACAACAUCACCAACAACAGCAACAGCAACAACAACAUCAACUGCAACAACAACAACAACAUCAACCACAUGAAGCGUUGAAGUGCCCACGAUGUGAUUCAUCGAACACAAAGUUUUGCUACUACAACAACUACAGUUUGUCGCAGCCAAGACAUUUCUGUAAAGCUUGUAAGAGGUACUGGACCAGGGGUGGUACCUUGAGGAAUGUCCCUGUGGGUGGUGGUUGCAGGAAGAACAAAAGAGUCAAGAGACCAAUCACGACUACUGUUCAUGCUGCAGCUAACACGAACCCAAAUCAUAAUCAUAAUCAUAAUCCUAACCCUAGACCUAACCCUAGAGAUCAUAAUCAUCUCCAAUCUUCCACCACCUCAAAUAGUAACAGCAAUCAUCAUCUCAACCCUUUGUUUUAUGGGUUAUUACCUCAAAACCCCAAUUACCCAAGAUCUGAUGCUAGGGUUUCUAGCGUAAACGAAAACCUUGUUUCUGGUUAUGAUCUUCCUCAACCUCAUAUGAAUGUACAAGGAUUAGGGUUUUCGUCUAUGGGACAAGGAGGUUCACUUGUGGCUAACCAUGGUCAUAAUUCAAAUUUAACUUUUUCAAACUACAACUCCUCCAUGUAUGGUGGUGGUUCGACUACUAGCUCCACUAGUGCUCCUACCAUGGCUUCUCUCUUAGCUUCAAGCCUUAACCAGCAACAAAGAUUCAUGGGGUUUGCAAGUUAUGAUGGUGGUUCGAUGGUUAAAGAUCUGAAAAUGGAAGAAGCACGAAACAGGAUGGAAUGGAAUAACAACAAUUUUCAUGUACAUAAUAAGCAUGAUCAAAUCGAAGCGGCUGUUUCUUCUGAUCCGAAUUCUCUUCUAUGGGAUACCGAUGGUGGAGGUUGGCAGCUUGAUCCUUCAACCAACAUUGGUUCAUCGGUUCCUUCCUUGAUCUAA
Lactuca virosa is the source of this 978-nucleotide messenger RNA. Lineage: Eukaryota; Viridiplantae; Streptophyta; Magnoliopsida; Asterales; Asteraceae. The record is from the annotation of a GenBank genome assembly.